CCUGGUAGACAGCCAGGCAGGGAGAACGAGGCUUUUGGGGGAGACUCUGGGCGUUCCGCCCAGGCCAUGGGCGCCGUCGGGGACUUGGGGGUCCCCUGCCAGCUUCUACUACUUGACUUGGGCAUGCUACAGGUUUUCCAUGGUUAUCCAGUCUCGCAGCCAGCGGGAUAGGAAAAUAGCUCCUGCCAAAUGUCCUCUCCCCUUUAACGAGAGGGGCUGAGCCCAUUAGCCCGAGGGGACGAAAGGGAUGCACUGUCCUGCUAGGGGCGGAAGGAGCCAGGGCUAAAGUGGGGGGCGGGAGCGGAGAGCGCCCUCCUUGACCAUCCAAUGCCUCCUCCUGUGUUUUCAUGCCUUCUAAGUGGGCUUGGCUGCACUGACCCCCGGGAGGAGGGACAGACGACGCUCGGCGGGCUCUGACCGUGCAGCUUUCAUGUGGCUGCUGACGGGCUGCAGCCUCGCCUCCCUCUCUCCCCGCCUCCUAGGCGUCGGGGUUGGAGAUGUGGAGACGUGAGGGGACCCGCCGGCUGCCCCGGCUUCACCAGAACUCCACCAGGCUCCCGCGCGUCUCUCGGAGUUACGGGGAGGAGAGGCUCCGCGCGGGGCUCCCAGGCGGGCGGGCAGCAAGCGGAGCCGGAGCCCUAGCCUCGCCAUGGGGCACAACGGGAGCUGGGUUUUCCCGAACGCCAGCGAACCGCGCAACGCGUCGGGCGCGGAGGCGGCGGGCGCGAACCGCAGCGCGCCCGGGGAGUUUGGCGAGGCGCAGCUGUACCGACAGUUCACCACCACUGUGCAGAUUGUCAUCUUCGUCGGCUCGCUGCUCGGAAACUUCAUGGUGUUAUGGUCAACUUGCCGCACAACCGUGUUCAAAUCUGUCACCAACAGGUUCAUUAAAAACCUGGCCUGCUCAGGAAUUUGUGCCAACCUGGUCUGCGUGCCCUUUGACAUCAUCCUCAGCACCAGUCCUCACUGUUGCUGGUGGAUCUACACCAUGGGCUUCUGCAAGGUCGUCAAAUUUUUGCACAAGGUCUUCUGUUCCGUGACUAUCCUCAGCUUCCCUGCCAUUGCUUUGGACAGGUACUACUCAGUCCUCUAUCCGCUAGAGAGAAAAAUAUCUGAUGCCAAGUCCCGUGAGCUGGUGAUGUACAUCUGGGCCCAUGCAGUAGUGGCCAGCAUCCCUGUAUUUGCAGUGACCAAUGUGGCUGACAUCUACGCCAUGUCUACCUGCACAGAAGUCUGGAGCUACUCCAUGGGCCACCUGGUGUAUGCGCUGAUCUAUAACAUCACCACGGUCUUUGUGCCUGUGGUUGUGGCGUUCCUCUUCCUGAUGCUGAUCCGACGGGCUCUGAGUGCCAGUCAGAAGAAGAAGGUCAUCAUAGCAGCACUCCGAACACCGCAGAACACCAUCUCCAUCCCGUAUGCCUCCCAGCGCGAGGCCGAGUUGCACACUACCCUGGUCUCCAUGGUGAUGGUCUUCCUCUUGUGCAGCGUGCCCUACGUCACUCUGGUCAUCUACCAGACUGUGCUCAAUAUUCCCAACACUUCUGUCUUCUUGCUGCUCACUGCCAUUUGGCUGCCAAAAGUCUCCCUGCUGGCGAAUCCCGUGCUCUUUCUUACUGUGAACAAGUCUGUCCGCAAGUGCUUGAUGGGGACCUUGGUGCAGCUGCAUCACCGGUACAGUCGCCGUAACGUGGUUAGUACAGGCAGUGGGGUGGCUGAUGCCAGCCUGGAGCCCAGCAUGCGCUCGGGCAGCCAGCUCCUGGAGAUGUUCCACAUUGGGCAGCAGCAAAUUUUUAAGCCCACAGAGGAUGAAGAGGAGAGUGAAGCCAAAUAUAGUGGGUCAGCUGAUCUCCAGCCCAAGGAGAUAAUGUCCACCAGCUUGGAGGUAGAACAGGGGCCACAGCUGACACCCACGGCAUCACCCCCAGGCACAGUGGACUCUACAUCCCAGGUGACCACAGCAGUUCCUGUGGAAUCGGAGACAGUCCCUGACAAGUAUUCCCUACAGUUUGGCUUUGGGCCUUUUGAGUUGCCUCCUCAGUGGCUCUCAGAGACUCGAAACAGCAAGAAGCGGCUACUUCCGCCCUUGGGUAACACCCCAGAAGAGCUGAUCCAGACAAAGAUGCCCAAGGUAGGCAGGGUGGAGCGGAAGAUGAGCAGAAACAAUAAAGUGAGCAUUUUUCCAAAGGUAGAUUCCUAGUUAGGACUGUAAGUUCCUGGGAGGAACAGGGCGCUUCCCUGUCCCUAC
This is a messenger RNA of Chrysochloris asiatica (Cape golden mole), 2245 nucleotides long. RefSeq names its product G protein-coupled receptor 176 (gene GPR176). Bases 650 to 2197 code for a protein of 515 amino acids. Gene Ontology annotation, molecular function: G protein-coupled receptor activity. The transcript is spliced from 3 exons. The record is from RefSeq and is a predicted model, not a curated record. NCBI's taxonomy places the organism in Eukaryota, Metazoa, Chordata, Mammalia, Afrosoricida, Chrysochloridae. Gene Ontology annotation, biological process: G protein-coupled receptor signaling pathway. Gene Ontology annotation, cellular component: plasma membrane.